Erythranthe guttata (spotted monkey flower) is the source of this 1514-nucleotide messenger RNA. Lineage: Eukaryota; Viridiplantae; Streptophyta; Magnoliopsida; Lamiales; Phrymaceae. The record is from RefSeq and is a predicted model, not a curated record.
AUGGCUUUUGUUAAGAUCUACAACGACGACGGAGACGACAACGGCAACGACGACAACGACUUCAACGGAAUUGGCAUUAUUGUUCUGGCGGUGAUGUCGGUGGUUGGUAAAAUAAUUGUGAAUCGGGUUUUGUUCGGGCCCACGAUGAUAGAAGCUGACAGCGAAAUAAUAAAACCGGAGAGUCUAAAGGAGUAUUUGUGGCUUCAAACUUCCGAUGAGUCACUACAGCAUGUAGAGCAAGAAAUUGCCGUGUUUUGUCCAUUCAUAUGUCACGAAAUGCACUCCGGCAUGGGCUCUUCUAAAAAUCACCCCAUCUCUCUCCCCUCACGGGUCAAUCCUGCUAUGUUGAGCCUUAUUCUUGAUUACUGUCGAUUUCAUCAAGUACCUGGACGCUCUAACAAGGAGAGAAAGUCCUUUGAUGAGAAGUUUAUUCGAAUGGGCACCAAAAAACUUUGUGAGUUGACUUCGGCAGCCGAUAGCCUGCAACUGAAACCCUUGGUUGAUCUUACUAGUCGUGCACUUGCACGCGUGAUCGAGGGGAAAACCCCCGAAGAGAUAAGAGAAAUAUUUCAUCUGCCCGAUGAUCUCACAGAGGAAGAAAAGUUGGAGCCUAUAAAAAACACGAUGGAUGAUCCAAGGAUUCGGCUUUUGAAUAGAUUAUAUGCUAGAAAGAGGAAAGAAUUGAAAGAGAGAGAGAAAGAAAAGGAAGUUGAAGAGGACCACGCGGAUGAGCGUUCAGUUGAUGAUCUCUUGUCAUUUAUUAAUGGCGGAAAUGAAGAUCCUAAGGCAGCUCGAACUUCUAAACCAAAAAAGAAGAAUCGCAAAAGAAAAGCAUCAAAAGAUUUGCUUUCUUCUUCAAGAAAUGCUGUAAACAUGAACAAGAAAGGUGACGAUUAUUUUGCUUCUCUGUCAAUGUUUCCACAGGAAUCAAACGAGUCGGAAACUGUAUGCAGCGAACUUUGCAAUGCCACAAAAUCGUUAGACAUCGAAGAUGACGGGAUUGCCCCUGAUGAAGAUGAAUUUGACGAUUCUGAUAUAGACGACGAUAUUGACCCCGCUUUGAAAGAAAAAAUCGAUAGGGAAGUGGAAGACUUUGCCAGACGACUAAACUCGGAUUGGCCUGAAAGAAUGCAAGAAAUUCUGUUUCUUGGUCAAGAGAGAAGACCAUUGCAGUUGACCAAUAAUGGAAACGGCUCCAUGAGGAUAUUUACAGGUGUUGAUCAACACCGGAAUUGAUUUUUCCGGAGGCAACCCCAUAAACUUAAAAAACGGUGGCUCGGCAGAUAAAAUUUGUUCGACCACUGGUUGGUUACAAUGUCCGAUUCAGAGUUGGGACGACGUACAUCGGUGUGGAUUCACAUUAAAGUUUAUUGGUAACCUUUUUUUUUUUGACUUAUUUAGAAAUGUAGUUUUGAUGUUGUUAGCUGCCUUUGUUUUACAGAAACAACAAAUAUUGGAGAAAGAAUAAUGUGUUUUUGAAGUCCUAUACUCCAAUAUGAGCAAAUUUUUGCCUA